CCACAUUUGCACCUCGCCCAUCGCUACAGCAUCAUGACACACCCGUAAUCUUGCGACCACGGGGAUACAUUCGCCUAGGCAAUAGCUGUAUAUCUCGUGUUCAAAGCCAAACAUGUCCCUGCGAUCGUUCGAAACGUCCAAUUCCGGGGAGCCGUCCUCAGGGAACCUCAAGCGGAGACGACGGCCCCGAGCAGCAGUUGCCUGCGACUCAUGUAGAACUCGCAAAGUCAAGUGCGACGGGCAAUUACCAUGUUCCAGCUGUGUUCAACACUCUUUCGAGUGCUCAUUCAAAGAAAGACAACCCGUUGUAUAUGUGGACUAUCGCCGGGGGUCUAGAUCCGCUGAGAAGGCGCGGUCUACAGAUACCGUUCCUGCAUCAGAGAAACCACCAGUUACUCAGCCUCCAAGGGUUAUGGCUGAAAGCAGAGCUCCGUUAACGUCGCCAAUCAGCUUGGAAGGGGCUCCGGCACCACUCUCGCCAAUUACACCCGCAACUCAGAGCUCAGAGGCCCGUCAUUCAGCAGAGCGUGAACCAGAAGGGCUUGGCGAUAUCAACCAGCAUACGGAAGGAUCCGAGUUCUACGGUCAUACGGGGACUUUUUAUUUUCUGUCUCGCCUUCAAUCCCGAGCAAAAGGACAAAGAUCACGUAGAUCAGCUCCUGGAGGUGGAGAUGGGGGCCCAGGGAAGGCAGCCGGAGACGAUUCCGUUGUCAAUCUUCUUCACAGUUCCGAUUACUCAGUCUCCGGGGCUCAAGAGAAUAGAGGCAUCGGCCAGUCAUCCGAUAUCCCUAGACCUCCGCACGGUGGCCAUUCCUACGCCUCUCUCUCAGUUGAUACGUUUGGUCAGACCCCCGUGGCGCCUAGGUCGUCAAUUGGGACCGAACUCGAGCGUGAAUGCGCUCGCCUAUAUUUCUUGAACCUUCAUUGCAUCCAUCCAAUCCUUGAUCAGGCAUCAUUCCUCAGCCGGUGCGAAAAGGAAGUAUGGAUGGGUGAAGCCAUCCCUCCUGAGGCACCAACCCCUCGAGUACGAGCACGAACUCGGUUCCUCGCGCUCUUCAACAUUGUUCUAGCUAUCGGUUCAAUAACGGCAGGAGAAACUGCCUUGGUAAUGUGGGAUGGUGCUGCUGGGUUUCUGGACGAAAUAUGCCGUCAAGAUGGAAAGUCGAUUAGCCCAAACACCUACGUGCCAAUCAGAGCCUCACAGUUAUUCUUCGAGAGGGCCAAGUUCCAUCUUGAAGAUACAUUUGAGUCGAGUUCCUUUGAGACCGCUCAAACUCUUUUCCUUAUGUCAGUGUUUUGUCAAAAUGCUUUGAAGCCCCAUAGCUGCUACAUGUACGCAGGCAUGGCGCUUCGCACUGCGUUGGCAACUGGUAUACCCACAAGUCUCCAUUCCGAGGCUAGUUUAGAGAGUCGUUUCUGGUGGGGCCUUUAUUCACACGAGAUUGAAAUGUGUUCAUCUACCAGUCGACAGUCAUUUCUGCGAGAGCCAGGGCACUAUCGUAUUCCCUUGCCGCGAGAAUCGGGGUCACCCGGGCCGUCCUUGUAUCUCAUCAAUUGCAUGGUUGAGCUCGCAGAAAUCUUGGUAGACGUAUCCGCCAAUGCUUGUCGACCUGAUGAAGACGCAACCUUGUUCCAGAGAUCCAAUAGGUCCUUUAUUUUGGACGAACGUCUCUCAGCCUGGAAAUCUCAGUUGCGCGCCCCUCUUAAUUUGGAAAAUUCGUCGUUGGAUGAGGCAGAGUUGAUAACGAAGCAGAAGAUUGUGCUGAAGUUGCGGUUUUUAAACGCAAGAAUACUUUUACACAGACCAUUUUUAAUCUCGGCCACGGCUGAGUCGCAUCGCGAGCAAUUUACCAUGCAUACUCAGUCUUGCGUUGAGGCGGCGAGUGAGACUAUUCGAUUUGUUCAUACGACCUACCUGUAUCGCCCGUAUUUCCGCACUUGGUGGUACAAUUGCACGUAUGUGCUCGAUGCAUCCAUGGUGCUCCUGUAUGUCAUCCUAUCAAAUAUCAGCCCAACAACGGCGGAAAGCAUCAUACAAGACAUAGAGAAGAGCCUUGAAAUAUUUUCAUCGAUGAAACGACUAGCGGUGGCUCGUCGAUGUACUGAGAUCGUAAAAGAGGUCUUGGCCAUCGCUAAAUCACAUCGCGACCGAGGCAGCCAACCAGAACAAGACUCCAGUGCCGACAUUUAUAGCGAUGCCGCCUUGCUGAGUUAUCUCGCCAAUGCUCCUCCAGAUCCACCUGGAGAUGGAUCAGGGGGGGGGGUUGAUCUCUACGAAGGAGAUCCGUUUGCAAGCCUAGUAGACACGAAUCUUGUCUUCAAUUUUCUCAAUUUUGAAGACUGGACUGCCUGGUCGGAUGCUGGAAAUGUGUAAGUAUUAUGGGCUUAAAAAUAAGGUUAUGGGUUUGUAUUAGAAGUCCAGGGUAUUCUUAGCACCCAGUCAGGUUCGGGUUGAGGGCAGUAUUAGCAUAUGGGAUACGUGUUUGCCGAAUGUGUCGUAUUGCACAAGGCCGUAAAGCGAGCAGAUAGCAUAAGCGGCGCGACCACCAUUUCUAUUUAGUGUUGUUAUAUCGCACACAUCUACUAGCAUUUUCACAGAUAGCUACAUCCUCAAUCCUACUGAUAAUUG
Ilyonectria robusta is the source of this 2629-nucleotide messenger RNA. RefSeq lists its product as uncharacterized. NCBI's taxonomy places the organism in Eukaryota, Fungi, Ascomycota, Sordariomycetes, Hypocreales, Nectriaceae. The transcript has 10 exons. Gene Ontology annotation, molecular function: RNA polymerase II cis-regulatory region sequence-specific DNA binding; zinc ion binding; DNA-binding transcription factor activity, RNA polymerase II-specific. The record is from RefSeq and is a predicted model, not a curated record. Gene Ontology annotation, cellular component: nucleus. Gene Ontology annotation, biological process: DNA-templated transcription; positive regulation of transcription from RNA polymerase II promoter by galactose. Bases 113 to 2374 code for a protein of 753 amino acids.